AUGGAGGCUGAAGACAGCUGGCAGGAACAGACAACCACCACCGGGCCCCACGCCGGCAAGUCGUGGUGGGCCUGGGGUCGCGUUGCGGAGCUGCGCGACCUCUUGCAGGAGCUUCCAGGAACCUUUGGCCUGUCAUCGGAGCUGGAGCAACUGCGUCCGCCCGCGGUGCGUGAAGUUGGGCAACUUCUGCCGAAACCGCGCAUUGAGCUCGGGUCUUUGCCCGCCGAUGUCCGAAGCUACUGCACGGACAGCGACUUCGAGCGCUUGUUCCACUCCCGGGGCCGGGAUGUCACCGACGUGAUCGCCAGCCUCCAUAGCAAGCUGGGGCCAAUCCAUGACUUCGUGGCUUACCCUUCUAGUGAGGCUGAGGUGGCAGCGAUGCUCCACAUCUGCUCCCAACGCCGCAUUGCCGUUGUUCCGUUCGGCGGAGGGUCCAGCGUCGUGGGAGGAGUGGAGCCCGUUUCAGCCGAUGAUGGCUUCGCUGGCUGUGUGGCAUUGGAUUUGGCGAUGAUGAACCAGGUGCUGGAGUUCGAUGAGACGUCUCAGUGUGUUCGUGUGCAGGCCGGCAUCUAUGGACCAGCGCUGGAAGACAUCUUGCGCCAGAGAGGGCUGACGCUGAGAUAUUUUCCGCAGUCCUUCGAGUUCUCGACCGUGGGGGGAUGGAUUGCUACCAAGGGAGGUGGGCACUUCGCCACUGGGCCCACGCACAUCGAUGACCUCGUCCAGAGCGUGCGGGUGGUGAGCCCGAACGGUACGACCGAAACGCGACGCGUGCCCGCCUCCGGCGCCGGACCAUCGGAGCUCCGGCUCUACGCCGGCUCCGAGGGCACGCUCGGGGUGAUCACGGAGGCCUGGCUUAAGGUCCGGGCUCGGCCGCAGACCCGGGCCUCUGCCACCGUGGUCUUCCAGGCGGAGGGUGACGCGGACGCCGCCUUCGAGCUAGGCGCCCACUGUGUGAGGGACAUGUCGCAGACGGGGCUCCAGCCUGCGAAUCUGAGGCUGGUGGCCGGACCGGAGGUGGUGCGCUCGGCGGGCCUUGCUGAGCCGGAGCGGAAGUUGCUGGCCACCGCCGCCGUGCUCCUCAUCGGCUUCGAAGGUCAGCCUGGCGCUGCAUCCGUUAUCAACUCCCAGCUCUCCUACUUGCUAGCGAUGGCUCAGCAGCGAGGUGGCCUCGUGGUGUCGCAGAAGCUGGCCGAGGAGGUGAGCCAGAAGCAGGAGAGCACUGGCGAACGCUCCGGAAUCGCAGGGUCGUGGGGAAAGGGAUUCAUGCGGGGAGGCUAUCAUAUGUCUGCCGCCUGCCUGUUUCCGUCUGUGUUGGUGAACACGCUGGAAACUGCUUGCACUUGGGCUUCAUUUCCGGCACUACACCGCGCAGUCCUCCACGCAGCACGGACGGCGAUGAAGCGUGAGUGCGGGGUGCAAGGAGAGGUGACCUGUCGCUUCACGCAUGUCUACCCCGAUGGGCCAGCUCCGUAUUACACUUUUGUGGUGCUCGGGCUCGCAACCACGCCAGGCGCGGAUUCGAGAGUGAAGAUGUGGCAGAACAUCAAGAGAGACGUGAUGCAGGCUAUCAUGGAGCACGGUGGCACGUCCACGCACCACCAUGCCGUCGGGAAGUUGCACCUGCCUCAGUACCGGGCAGAGCGUGGAGCGUUGUUCGGCCCCACUCUAUCGGCCAUGAAAGCUGCACAUGACAGCGCUGGCAUUAUGAACCCCAGGCUUUUGGAGCCUUCAAUCCGGGUGCCCUCGAAGAUGUAA
This is a messenger RNA of Symbiodinium natans, 1758 nucleotides long. The record is from the annotation of a GenBank genome assembly. Lineage: Eukaryota; Dinophyceae; Suessiales; Symbiodiniaceae.